UUGCUAUCCACCAGGAGAAUCUCCCUUAAGCCAUUCGUUUUGGAGGGCGGGUUCCGGGAUCAACACCGAAGGGCCGCGGCGUGCGGAGCAUGGCCGAUUGAACCAACGCGGGACGGGGGAGCGGGUGGAUGGUCCAUCGGCCUGUCCGACGGUACAUGCGCAUGUCCGCUUGGGGAGGAUGGACAGAAGCUCAAAUUCGCUCACCUCGCCCGUCGGAAAGGUGGAGGCUUUUUUGUUUUGACAGGCGGGGAGACGGGAAAAAUUGGCAAUGGCCGUUAUUCGGUUGGAAGGCCCUUGGAAGUUGGGUCUGUGUGUAUAUUUAUAAUGCUUCCUGCGGAGCUCUGGAUAGCCCUUGGCUUCUGCAUUGCGGACACGGCGGUACUGCCCCGGGCCUUGAAUGCAAACGUCUCCCCCACCAAAUUCCGGACUGUCGAGACUCCUGCGCUCCCUUCUUCGCCGGCGGCCUUGGUUUCCCUCCAUCCAGCAGGGAAUUGGCUCGUUCAGGAGCCGGCCUCAACGGCAGUAAGGGGAUGUCUAACCUGCCAGCCGCAGCUCGAGGCAGCCUCCCGCGCUGGCUGGCAAUGCGCCGUCCGUCCAUAAUCCGUAGACCGCUAGGAGCAUGCUUUUAAUUGCGGCAUGCGAUUCGAUCCGCCAUCAGAUACCCUGCCUCACCUCAUCCCCUUCACCAACCUCUUGACCAGCCUCCUCUGCUCCUCCAUCCCCAACGCGCCCCGAUCCGUCUCCUGCAGCGCCCUCCCCACAAUCACCACCGUCCGCGCACUCUCACUGCCUACCCACACCUUCCCGUUCCUGCCAACCGCCGUCUCAAAGGCC
Molecule: messenger RNA, 834 nt
Organism: Chaetomium strumarium
Lineage: Eukaryota; Fungi; Ascomycota; Sordariomycetes; Sordariales; Chaetomiaceae
Exons: 1
Coding region: 129-629 (166 amino acids)
Source: RefSeq, a predicted model, not a curated record